This is a messenger RNA of Dissoconium aciculare CBS 342.82, 735 nucleotides long. RefSeq lists its product as uncharacterized. NCBI's taxonomy places the organism in Eukaryota, Fungi, Ascomycota, Dothideomycetes, Mycosphaerellales, Dissoconiaceae. The transcript has a single exon. The record is from RefSeq and is a predicted model, not a curated record. The annotation marks the transcript as partial.
GCGGAAAUCACGCGACGGCUGGUCGUCGCGACCCUGGCCGAUGAUGACAACUCCUGGAUCGAAUCCGAGCUCAGCGAUCUCCUCGAACCCGAAGGUCCCCUGAGCACGGCGCUCUACGUCGUCGACGACGCGAACGCCGAACUCCACCCGCCCGAGAACAAAGGCCACGAGGCGAUCGUCUACCUCACCUACCUCAUCGACCACUACGAGCGGCUGCCCGACGUCUCCAUCUUCAUGCACGGCCACGGCGGCGCCUGGCACAACAACGACCUCCUCAACCUCUCCUCCUCGCUGAUGGUGCGCCACCUCAACCUCGACAAGGUCGUCCGCGAGGGCUACAUGAACCUCCGCUGCCACUGGCAGCCGGGCUGCCCGGCCUGGCUGCACCCGAACGAGGCCGAGUACGACGGCAACAAGCAGGAGCAGCUCCUGUUCGCGCCGGCCUGGCGGGACCUGUUCCCGGCGACGCCGGUGCCCGACGUGCUCGCGCAGCCGUGCUGCUCGCAGUUCGCCGUCAGCCGCGACCGGAUCCUCGCCAACGCGCGCGGCCGCUACGUCGCCAUGCGCGACUGGCUCCUGGGCACGGCGCUGCCGGACGCCGACAGCGGCCGCGUGUUCGAGUACUGCUGGCAGUUCCUGUUCCACAACUCGACGACCUUCUGCCCGGACAUGCGGACGUGCUACUGCGACGGCUACGGCGUGUGCUUCGAGACGCGCAAGGACUGGGACGACUAC